AUGGAACCAAUAUUCAGGUUUCGAGACCGAGAAUGUAGUCGAGAUUUACUUGAAGAUUUGUACGAAUGUGGUGGAAUUGGAGACGAUGAUAUAAUUGGGAUUGAUUGGUUGAAUAAUGAAUCAUGGACUACAUAUAAAUUGAGCACACUUAUCGAAUUAUAUGGUCCGGAAUACCCAUUUCGGAGAAGAAAAGUUUCGGUUGGGAAUGAAUCGGAUUCUUCUUUUGAAUUCUCUUCCGAUGAGGAAUUAACAAGCCGAAGAAAAUCUGUAGUAAUCGACGAGACGAAAAAUUCUGUGUUUGAAAUUCCAGCUUUAUCAGAACCCCCUGUAGAAGAUAAAUUCUCUAUUUCAUUAGAAGACGAAGAGCCCCAUGCUGAAGCAAUUAAAGAUUAUUAUACGCUUGAAGAAUAUUGUCCAAUUUUUUUUCGACCUGCCUACGAAUUUGCCGAAUGCCAACUUCCGAUCGAUGAAAAAUUCAUCGAGUUGCCGCUUUUCUCAGAAAACUUUCGAAACGACUCGACGAUUCUUGAAGGACACGCGAUUCGCCAAGCGAUAUCUCUUCUUAAAUCGAAAAUCGACGCACAAAACCAUUAUUUUGUGUCGAUAUUGAAAGCAAACGUGUUUUGUCGCCUUUGUCGCUUGCCGAUUCUCGACAACUCGCAAAUUUUCAAUCAUUUGUUCAGCGAGAAACAUGUGGAAAAUCUUUGUUUGCUGAAAAUCCCGCGCAAAUCAUUUUUCUUCUGGAGUCGAGAUGUCAAAAAUGCAAUAUUCGGACCGAUUGAAGAGAAUGAAUCAAAUUCGAUAACCGCAAAUGGUCUACGACCCAAAAUCCCGUUGUUCAAUUUCUUCGGAAAUGGGAAAAAAGAUCCCGAAUUUGAGAAGGAAUACGAUGCACUUGCGAAGAGAUUUUCGAAUAUUCCCAUAAAAUGUGUUGCAACUGUCAAUACUAGCAAAUUGAGUGAAAUGAUAUGCGAAAGUUGUUUGAAAACAACUGGAAUAUCAAAAAAAUGCCAAAAUUAUCAGUCGAUCGCUUCGCACGUCUUCUCGAAAACGCAUGGCGAAAUUCUCAAAAAAGACUGUAAAGUGGCAAUAAGCGAUCUCGAAUAUUGGAGAAAAUUCAUUGAAAAAGCUGAAAAUAUUAUGAAUAAAGGCCCGAAAUAUCCGCUGUUCAACUCAUUUGGAUCAACUAAUAAAUUGCCAUGAACGAAAGAGGCUUUUGAAUAUUGGAAGACGUUUAUAAAAGAAGCACAAGCCGCAACGGACAUUGCCUUUGGAAAUGCGAAAGAAGAAAUCCCGUUGUUCAAUUUCUUCGGAAAUGGGAAAAAAGAUCCCGAAUUUGAGAAGGAAUAUGAUGCACUUGCGAAGAGAUUUUCGAACAUUCCCCUAACAUAUGUUGCUAAAAUUAAUACUGAAGAGUUUGAAUAUGUGCUUUGUGAAAUUUGUUUGAAAAGAAAAGGAAAAUUUGUUUAUUGCAUGAAUCUUCAAUCAAUCGCUUCGCACGUCUUCGCGAAAAUCCAUGGCGAAAUUCUCAAAAAAGACUAUAAAGUGGCAAUAAGCGAUCUCGAAUAUUGGAGAAAAUUCAUUGAAAAAGCCGAACAAAUUGAAAAUGAUGCGCAAAAACCAGUUCCAGUUCUUUCAACGCCAUCGAAGUCCGCUAUUUCGAACUACGGUUCAUCCUGCUCGUUGUUGCGGUUUUUGCGCCAAUUCGCCACCAUUCGCCACAUUCGUCGAUGUCUUCAAUCACAUCAAGAGCCAACACCAUAUGAUAAGCCUCAGAUCAUCUCGGAAUAUCGAAAAAUGCGAUUUGGACUUCUGGAAGAGAUUCGCCGAGAGGGCUUGGUGCUUCUGAACAUGGUCAAGUGCUUCGCGAAACGACACGAAUCGGUGCGCCUAGAAUUCAUUGAGACGUUUUGCUACGUCUGCGACACGGUCGUGCUCAAUGCCAUCGAGCACAUUUGCAGCCAUGACCAUAUUAGGCAUCUCUCCGCGAUUGGCGCCACUAUCAGCGAUUUCGAUUUCUGGGAGUUGGUGAUUCGUCAAAAAUGCCAUCAUUCAACGACGCGUCGAAUUUACGGCUUCUGCUUAGGUGUUUAUGAUAAAUCGCUGCCCGUGCUCGACUUGCCGUUGUUCGCCGAGUAUCCGGACCACAAAACAAUUAUAGCUGGACCCACUCAACGUGAAAUCGAUUAUAUUCGUGAAUGCUUCACAAUGCUAUCGAAUGGAAAUUUUGCAUUUGCGGAUGAGGUGAGAAAAGCUGGUUAUUCCCUAUGCAAAGAGGCGAUUGAUUAUUGGCUUGACGCUUGCGAGAUGACGGACCUAACAGAGAGACCGAUUCGGUAUCCCAAUGAAUCGGAAGUUGUCGUGUCGAAUAGAUGGAUAAUCGCGCCAAUGUUCGAUCUCAAAAUGUCGCAUGAUCGACAAAUUUCCAUCGGCAAAUCAAUUCAAAAGCUUUUCGAAAAUCUCGACGAAGGCAAAUUCCUCGAAUUAUACCAGUCAAAGCGUCUCGGACCGAAUGAGGCAUGUUGUGAACAGCUUCUUUUGAAAUAA
Messenger RNA from Caenorhabditis bovis, 2547 nucleotides. NCBI's taxonomy places the organism in Eukaryota, Metazoa, Nematoda, Chromadorea, Rhabditida, Rhabditidae. The record is from the annotation of a GenBank genome assembly.